Phlebotomus papatasi is the source of this 687-nucleotide messenger RNA. RefSeq names its product methyltransferase N6AMT1 (gene HemK2). Gene Ontology annotation, molecular function: protein methyltransferase activity; S-adenosylmethionine-dependent methyltransferase activity; nucleic acid binding. The record is from RefSeq and is a predicted model, not a curated record. The coding region runs from base 15 to 674 and encodes 219 amino acids. Gene Ontology annotation, biological process: methylation. Gene Ontology annotation, cellular component: eRF1 methyltransferase complex. NCBI's taxonomy places the organism in Eukaryota, Metazoa, Arthropoda, Insecta, Diptera, Psychodidae. The transcript has 3 exons.
CGGAAUCCGGCAAGAUGGAAACGCCCUUUCUUACCCAUUUAACACAAGAAGAUUAUAAGUUUGUUUAUGAAGCCUCUGAAGAUAGUUUUCUCCUUCUGGACGCUCUCGAGGAGGAUCUCCCACAGAUUAGGCAGCAAAAGCCACUUUUCUGUGUGGAGAUUGGGUCAGGUAGUGGUGUAAUUGUCACUGCCCUGGCCAAGAGUCUUUCCUCAUCUGCCCAUUGCGUUGGAAUCGAUGUUAAUCCAUAUGCUUGUAAGGCCACCAAAAAGACUUCUUUGGUCAAUGGAGCUUCUGUCGAUGUGACUACAAUGGAUUUAUUGAGUGGUUUUCGAUCGAAUUCAAUUGAUUUGCUUAUUUUCAAUCCUCCUUAUGUUCCAACGGAGGCCGAUGAGGAAGACUGCGAAGGUGGUGAGACUUUUUCUGGGUGUUUGGUAAAGUCUUGGGCAGGAGGGGAAGAUGGAUGUUCUACGGUGAAUCGUCUAUUGCCUACCUUGGUGGAGAAAUUAGCUCCAGCCUCGGUGUUCUAUCUUCUGCUCUUGCGCGAGAAUAAACCCAAAGAGUGGCUUAAGACAUUCCAGCAAUUCGGCUUCUCAGGCAGCAUCAUCAAAGAGAGAAAAAUUCGUGGAGAAUAUUUGUACAUUCUCAAGAUUGUGAGAUGCAAUUCAAUAAAGUAAUUAUCAUAUUUUA